AUGGCCUCCACCGCUCAAAUGCAGAGACCUUACCCACCCAUCUAUCACACACCCCAGUCCAAUUCACCAGCAUCGGUAGCUUCACAGCCGCAUGAUCAACAUGGUCGAAAUCUCUAUACGCAGUCACCACAGAUGGCCCCCCAGAUGUAUGCAUAUCCGCCAUACUCCCCCAUCAACCCCGUUCAGGCAUCGCCAUAUGCGGCACACCCUUCACCUCAAUCGCAUCCUCUCACAACACAGUCUAUGAUGAUGCCACCACAGACAACAACAGCGCAGAUGCCACCACAUCAAUCCUCACACACUCCCAACCCAUGUUUAACCAACAGCCCGAUCAUGAAGAUGGACUCAACAUCACAGUCAGGGCCCAACCAGCGACCAAUGCUCAACCCACCUCUUUCGUCGCCUACAUCUGCUCUCCAAGGAAGCUCUGCCCAGUCGCCUCUUGGCGCCAGCUCGAGUGCGGCACCAGGUCCCAUUCCAGCUACUACCCCUCUGGUUGUACGGCAAGACAGCAACGGCGUGCAAUGGAUAGCCUUUGAGUAUUCGCGGGACCGAGUGAAGAUGGAGUAUACAAUCCGGUGUGACGUCGAGUCGGUGAACGUGGACAGUUUAAGCUUAGAAUUCAAGACGGAAAACUGCGUGUAUCCGCGCGCCUGCUGCAACAAAGACAACUAUAAGGGCAACCGCCUUGUCUACGAGUCGGAAUGCAAUGCCGUUGGCUGGGCCCUGGCCGAUCUGAACCCGGCUCUACGAGGUAAGCGUGGUCUCAUCCAGCGCGCCGUCGAUAGCUGGAGGAACAGCAAUCAGGACCCUCGACUUCGCAGUCGAAGAGUCCGUCGUCAGGCUAAGCUCAGCCGCCGACAGUCAGUGCCUCCUACCCCGGCCCCUCCUCCACACAUGGCACCUGGUGGACCUGGCCCUCUCGGUCAUGGAAUUCCCAGUGCUGCUCCUCCGAUGCAACACCCACCUCCCAGUUCUCGCCCUAGUAUUUCGGGUCCUAUGAACAUGGGUCCCCCGCAGCUGCAUCAUCAUCACGCUCAACCGGAUGGCAGCCCUAAGAUUGAGGAAGUCAGCGGUAUGUUUCACCAGAUCUGA
Molecule: messenger RNA, 1095 nt
Organism: Penicillium cosmopolitanum
Lineage: Eukaryota; Fungi; Ascomycota; Eurotiomycetes; Eurotiales; Aspergillaceae
Exons: 1
Coding region: 1-1095 (364 amino acids)
Source: RefSeq, a predicted model, not a curated record